CAUAAAAUCAACACUUUACCAUUCAGACAACAGUCAUGGCCUCUAUGCUGGCGAGAAAGGGUUUAGGCCUAUCAACUUUGGCCCGACGUUUAGCAGUUUUACCACGAAUUGCUUCACAAAGAUGUCAGUCUAGUGCCCCCGUAGCUACGCCAGAAAAUGUGACUGCUAUAAAUACAUCAAGCGAUUUCAAGAAAGUAAAAUUUACAAUUGAAGAACCGAGUGUAGCAGAACUUGCUGAUCUCAGCAUGUGGUAUAAGAUAUGCUAUAUUUUCACGAUACCAACAAUUAUAACUCUUGGAUACUAUGCUUUGGUGGUUAAUCCAGAGGAGGAAUCAAGACCAGAGUUUAUACCCUAUGACCAUCUUAGAAUUAGAACAAGGAUUUUCCCAUAUCAUGAUGGUAAGAGAAACAUGAUGUAUAACCCUGAAGUGAAUGCUUUACAAGAUGGUUACGAGUCUCCAUCAACUCAUGGAAGCCCAUAUUAAAAAUAAACAUUAUGUUUGUGAUACACAAAAAGAACUUUUCAUCAGAAAUUUUAACUUAAGUUUUGUAUAUGUUUCUAUAUUGAGGUUGAUAGACCAUUAAAAGAAAUACUUGA
Mytilus trossulus (common blue mussel) is the source of this 598-nucleotide messenger RNA. RefSeq lists its product as uncharacterized. Gene Ontology annotation, cellular component: mitochondrial inner membrane. Gene Ontology annotation, molecular function: enzyme regulator activity. The record is from RefSeq and is a predicted model, not a curated record. NCBI's taxonomy places the organism in Eukaryota, Metazoa, Mollusca, Bivalvia, Mytilida, Mytilidae. The coding region runs from base 36 to 485 and encodes 149 amino acids. The transcript has 3 exons. Gene Ontology annotation, biological process: mitochondrial electron transport, cytochrome c to oxygen.